AUGAGACAGAGGAAAUGGUUGGAAUUGAUCAAGGACUAUGAUUUGCAAAUUUUGUAUCAUCCAAGGAAAGAAAAUACCAUUGCAGAUGCAUUGAGCCGAAAAUCUAUUGGGAAUUUGUCAUGUUUGCUCACCGAUCGGAGAGAGUUAUCGUGUGACUUGGAGAAGAAUGAAAUUGAAAUUGUGUUGCGUGAACAAGGCGGGAUCUUGGCUGUCAUUUCUGCCCAACUUGCAAUCAUUGAAGAAAUCAAAGAGAAACAAUGUGAAGAUGAGUUGUUGAAGAAAUGUUUUGAUGAAAUUGACUCAAAACCAAGGCCGAGAUUCGUGAUUGAAAAUGAAGUGCUGAAAUUUCAUAAUAAACUUUGUGUACCAGAUUGUUGUGAGUUGAGGAAACGUGUUAUAACAGAGGCCCACAGUUCGAAAUUUGCUAUGCAUCCAGGAAAUACAAAAAUGUAUCAUGACUUGAAACAAAACUUAUGGUGA
Messenger RNA from Camellia sinensis, 480 nucleotides. RefSeq lists its product as uncharacterized. Lineage: Eukaryota; Viridiplantae; Streptophyta; Magnoliopsida; Ericales; Theaceae. The record is from RefSeq and is a predicted model, not a curated record.